AUGGUCACGCAUGCACGAUACUUCAACAGAAAGCUUGCAAGAGUGCAGAGCGCAGAAGAAGCCCAAACAAAGAGAGAGAGCACCCACAGAGACACAAGAGACAGAGAGAGCACUGAGUGUCCUGUUCUCUUGGAGCUCAACUGCGACCGAUGGAUAAAGACAACUUCUCAGAGAACGCAGAUCAUAUACAGGGCAGAUGCUUCCAUUAUAGUGUACCACAUGGCGCUCCUGCACACAGCAAGAGUAAUUGAGUCUGGCACAGGAACUCUUGGCCUUACCUACGUGCUAAGCAAGUAUCUAAGGGCUGGGACAGUUGAUACCGUAGAGUGCAAUGCAGAUAGAUACACAGCAGCAAAGAAGGAGAUAGAGAAAGUUGGCCUAAAUAACGUAAGAAUACACUGCAGUAGGGUACUAGAGUAUCUUCAGAGCGUAGUGGAGAGUAAAGAGAGAGCGGAUGGGCUUGUCCUUGAUGUCCCAGAGCCUGACGAAGUGCUGCAGACAGCAGAAGAUGCACUGCGCCCAGGAAGUGCAGUGUGCUGUUUUGUGCCGUGCAUAGAACAGGUGCAGAGAGUGCUGAAAAAGGCCGAAGAGUUGCCCAGGCUGAAAGUAGAGAAGUUGCUGGAGAACAUUGAGAUAGCGCACAAGCCAGCUCUCAUAUCAACAGAGCCCGCAAGAGAGUACGGAACAACACAGGAUACGCAGAUCAGAGGGCACACAGGGUAUAUCAUUCUGAUGCGAACACUCCCAUAG
This is a messenger RNA of Nematocida minor, 750 nucleotides long. Its product is annotated as tRNA (adenine57-N1/adenine58-N1)-methyltransferase catalytic subunit. The record is from RefSeq and is a predicted model, not a curated record. Lineage: Eukaryota; Fungi; Microsporidia. The coding region runs from base 1 to 750 and encodes 249 amino acids. Gene Ontology annotation, cellular component: nucleus; tRNA (m1A) methyltransferase complex. Gene Ontology annotation, biological process: tRNA methylation. The transcript has a single exon.